AUGGAACCUAAGCGAAAGAGUGGGUCACUUGCCAAGCAUGACCUGCCGCAAUUCUAUCUUUUAAUUAUGUUAUAUUUGGCUCAAGGUAUACCUGUGGGUUUAGCCUUCGGUACGGUACCGUUUCUACUCAAAUCCUUGGCGAAGGAGACCUCGUUUACAUCAUUGGGAAUUUUCUCUAUGGCUACCUAUCCGUAUUCUUUGAAGAUUAUAUGGUCACCGAUAGUAGAUUCACUGUACAACAAGCGCAUCGGUAGAAGAAGAUCGUGGAUCAUUCCAGUACAAUUUGUUAGUGGAUUUGUGUUAUGGGUUUUAGGGUGGUGCAUAUCUCAGGGCAUAAUCUUCGACGGUGUUGAUGAUGCGUUCCAUAAUCGUGGUAAUGGUACUCUACACAGUGUCAGUAUAAAUAAUUUGACGUGGUGGUUUGGCCUGUUGGUUUUUCUGUGUGCCACUCAAGACAUUGCAGUUGAUGGUUGGGCGUUGACAAUUUUGUCCAAAGAAUCUCUAUCCUAUGCCUCCACCGCACAAACCGUAGGUUUGAAUAUCGGUUAUUUUAUGUCAUUCACCAUUUUUCUGUCAUUGAAUUCGUCUGAUUUUGCUAACAAGUAUUUCAGAAAAAUUCCACUAGAUCACGGGUUCAUCAGCCUUGGUGGAUACAUGAAAUUCUCGGGCAUACUUUACGUUGUAAUAACCAUAUACAUCAUAUUUUGCACCAAGGAGGAACCCUACGUGGAGUAUUUGCCCAAAGUGGAGCCAGCAAAUUCAAGUAACGGAGAGCCAAAACUCAUAAGUAUUGAGUAUGACGAUGGCGAUGUGGUGUCAGCUCAGAAUACAAGUAGCAUAAAGUACAUUUACCGCUGCUUUAUAAAAGUGUUAAAAUUGAAGUCAGUGAGAAGUCUUGCCUUCAUUCACAUGAUUUCCAAAUUCGCCUUCCAAUGUAACGAAGCAGCUACAAAUCUGAAACUAUUGGAGCAGGGCUUCAAGAGAGAAGACUUGGCUGUCACAGUUCUUAUAGACCUGCCGUUCGAAAUCAUAUUCGGAUAUUAUGUUGUCAAAUGGAGCUCUGACAGGGAUCCCAUGAUUCGUGACAGUAGAAGAUUAAGAAACAGCAUGAGCACUAAUAAAGUCGUCAAGUACCUAGUUGGGGAUGCUGGCGUUUUAACACCAUGGCUGUGGGGCUUUUUGGGCCGUCUUGCAGCUGCAGUCUUGGGGAGUUACGUAGUGAAGCAAUUCCCCAAGGAGGGUGAAAUAUCCACCAGCUAUUUUUGCCUUGUGAUAUUCCAGCACCUGUUGGGCUCGUUCAUGAAUACUGUCCAGUUCAUUGGAAUUUCGGCCUUCCAUACAAGAGUUGCAGAUCCCGUGCUGGGCGGUACAUACAUGACGUUGUUAAACACCUUGAGCAACUUCGGCGGGACAUGGCCGCGGUUGAUCAUUAUGUCUCUGAUCAACUACUUCACCGUGUAUCAGUGCACUGUCCCCGACACGAACAAAGUAUAUGUGACUCACGGUGGCAGCAUGCAAGCAUGCACUGAACUCUUGAAUGGCACCGUGACCAUCCUGCGUGACGGCUAUUACAUCACCAAUCUUAUAUGUAUUGCCGUCGGACUUUUUUUAUAUUUCGGGUAUUUGAAAAGGAAAAUCCUUCAUUUACAAAGUCUGCCGAUCAGUUCCUGGAGAUGUACAUAA
Molecule: messenger RNA, 1683 nt
Organism: Saccharomyces paradoxus
Lineage: Eukaryota; Fungi; Ascomycota; Saccharomycetes; Saccharomycetales; Saccharomycetaceae
Exons: 1
Coding region: 1-1683 (560 amino acids)
Cellular component (GO): membrane
Molecular function (GO): acetyl-CoA transmembrane transporter activity
Source: RefSeq, a predicted model, not a curated record